GUCAAUAGAUUCAAGCGCCGUGAAAUAAGUGGUCAAUGCGGGUCAGUCAGUGUUGUCAAGCUACAUAUCAGCUAUGACUCGCUAGUAACAAGGAUCCUACUGGACUUCAUGGAUCUACGACAAAGAUGGCUGACAUUAGCGAGGGACAUCCUGAGAAUUCAGGAGGAUGUCUGUCAAAAGUGGUGGGGGUACAUUGAACAAAAAUACAGCGAGAGUCAGAGACACUACCACACCUUAAGCCACUUGGAGGAAAUGUUUCAACAUUUUGACCAGUAUCAUGAGAAAUUGGACAAACCAGAACUUGUAUCACUAGCUAUAUAUUUUCACGAUAUCAUUUAUGAUCCAAAAGCCUCAGACAACGAGGAAAGAAGUGCGGACGUGUUUACGCAGUUUGUGAAAGAAUCCAGUGCUAACCUGAAAGAAGACGAGAGGGAUAAAGUAAGACAUUGGAUUUUGCUCACAAAAUCUCACAGUGUUCAGGAAAGAGCAGAAGCUGACUUGCAGUAUUUUCUUGAUAUGGACAUGGCGGUGCUUGGUAGAACCCCUGAAGAUUAUAGGAAAUAUGCCGCACAGAUCCGUGAUGAAUACAGUCAUUAUCCUGAUCAGGAUUAUAGAAAAGGGAGAUCAGCCGUCUUAAAAGGAUUUUCUCAGCGACAGAGAAUUUAUGCUUCAGACGAAUUUCAUAAACUAUACCACGAUAUUGCUGUUCAAAAUAUGACGGCCGAAAUACUGACUUUACAGAGUUAGUCAAGGCUUUGUGCCUUUCUAUAAACAACUAUGAUACUCUUCAUCCGUUGCAUUAUAAUAUUUGAUCAAUUCAUGUAUUUAGAACUGUAAUUUUCUAUAUUGAUGUAGCUCGUUUAUUUUUCCCACCUCACGAGGUUGAUUUAAAAAUAAAAUUCAUGUAGACCUUACCAGUAUGACAAACAAUAUGGCUGGUGGUUAAGAUGAUGCUCCACUUAUGCAUGUAAUGGUGUAGUAAUAGAGUAAAGAUAUUAUGCAUUGCAAA
This is a messenger RNA of Saccostrea echinata, 1009 nucleotides long. RefSeq lists its product as uncharacterized. The coding region runs from base 109 to 747 and encodes 212 amino acids. The transcript is spliced from 6 exons. NCBI's taxonomy places the organism in Eukaryota, Metazoa, Mollusca, Bivalvia, Ostreida, Ostreidae. The record is from RefSeq and is a predicted model, not a curated record.